UCAAAAUCGUUGACAGUCUAAGAUCAUACUCAAACUGGAAUAGACGCAACAAUGGCAGAGUCUGAUAACGAUAUACCUGGUGGGAAUAUCUUCAAGCAAGCAUGGGUGACCAUUACAUCAUUUUUCGGCAGCUUCUUAUCCAGUGAUGAUGACGUCAUUGAUGAAACGACUGGGCUUACCAAGCAGCAGAAGGCUUUGAUCAAGAAGUCAUGGACCUAUGUCCUGGAAGACAAACUCAGGAUUGGGGUCAUCAUCUUCAUCAAGUUAUUCAAAGCCUUCCCAGCCUCCCAGCAGCUCUUCGAGAAGCUCAAGGACUACACAGACUUCGAAGAGCUUGCCCGGAACAAGAAGAUGAAAGCCCAUGCUACCAGGGUCAUGGCUGCACUCACAUCACUGGUAGAGAAUAUUGACCAACCUGACAUCCUUGACGAACUGCUGCGGAAUACCUCAGUCACACAUUACAGAAUGAGAAUGCCACCACAUUACUUUGAGGACCUAGGCGGAGUAAUAAUCGAGGCACUGGUAGAAAAUUUGGGAGAUAAAUUCACGCCUAAGACGAAAGAAGCAUGGCUGAUCUACUAUGGAUACAUGUGUAGAAUAAUGCUGGAAGAAAUGGAGGAACUGGAACCUUCGAACGACGAUGAUUAGAGUCAAGACACAAUACUAACUAUAUCUUUGAUGAUCAGGUUGAUGGUGUAUGGAUCUGUAAAUAACUCCUAACAUUUUUUCACAUGUGAUAUAAUCAGAGAGUAAAGGAUGAUUUUUACACUAUGAAGUGGUUUAUAUAAUUAUUUACUAUAAAUACAACGUAUGGCUGUAUAUGAACAUCAUUGAUCGUAUAUAUUGGAAGCUUAUUUCUUGACGGAAACACGUUUUUAGCUCUAAUAGGUCAAUAUUUUAUUAAUAGCGUAGCAAUAUCGUAUUCAGUUAGUUUACGUCAGGUUGAGUCGACAUAAUUGCAAAAUAAUUCAAAUAAAUCUGUUUAAUAGCUUUUCAAAUGUGAUCAGGGAAAAUGUAUCGAAUUUAUUUUUAAGUAUACGUAGUUUUAGACAGUUUUGUGCAUACAAGACACUGCAUAGAUGAUGAUAUGACAGAUGAACCUCAUUCAAACCAUUGGAAGGGACAAGCCGGAACGUUCGUAGAAUUAUGUUACCAUUACAAUUAUCUAAACUAUGCUUGGUAAUAGGGGGAAAAGAAGUUGUUAAUUUGAAUUUUUAAUGCAGCAAUCUUUGAUAUUUUUCUGUUGAAAUAAGAUAUGAGUAAACAGAUAUUUACCCCUGAUUCGACCGUUUCAGGUGUAGUAUGCACAGCACCUUAAAAUGGACCAAUAACCAACAGCAAUUCCACUGAUGGAAUUGCUCAUUUUAGGUGAUUGUAUAGCCAAGCAAAAUCCUUUACAUUUAUCAUAAUUAUGCAUCACUCAAUAAUUUUUUUGCUUGGAAUGGUGUUGGUGGUCUUUAAAUGAUUAUAUUUCGAUCAUAACAAAAAGUGAUAACACGAUUGCAACUGAUUAAAAAAAAAAAAUUGAAGGUCAAUUUUAAUACCCUAUUGUAUAUCUCACAGAAAUGUUUUUUUAUCCCCCCCCCAAGUGGUUGUGAUCGUAUUUGAUGUUCUUUAAAGAAAAAAGGAAGGUAAACCACCUAGUCCAGUCAUGACUAAAGUGUUCACGCAUCCAUUUCGUGACCACCCGUCUCGUCUUCAAGAUUGCCUGGAUGCACACAUGUGCUGGUCAUCUGUCUCAUCUUCAAGACUGGAUGGACGCAUCCAAGGGCUGGUCAUCCGUCUCGUUUUCAAGACUGGAUGGAUGCACGCAUCCAAGGGCUGGUCAUCCGUCUCGUUUUCAAGACUGGAUGGAUGCACGCAUCCAAGGGCUGGUCAUCCGUCUCGUUUUCAAGACUGCCUGGAUGCACGUACCUAUAUGCUGGUCAUCUGUCUCGUCUUCGAAACUGGAUGGAUACCCGUAUCGUUGGUCAUCUGUCUCGUCUUCGAGACUGGAUGGAUACACGCACCAUUGUGCUGGUCAUCCGUCUCGUUUUCAAGACUGGAUGGAUGCACGCAUCCUUGUGCUGGUCAUCUGUCUCUUCUGAAGUCUGUGUAGCUGAGAGGCCGAAGACCUCAUGACCUAAUUGAUAUGAAGUGGUUGAGUGAAGAUGAACGAUUCCUUUUUAAAUGUUAUGACGUGUGAACAUAUGGUGGAUUCGUCAGAACCAAGGACUAACUAGGCCUCCCGAGGACAGCCUAAUGACAUUCUCUAUCUCUAGACAUUCUUCCCGUCAUGAUUCGAUCCUCGUUAACAAGAGAGCUCGACCUCGUUCAGUGGUUUCAUUUUAAGAUUCCAAAGGCAUUGACAAAAAAAAACGGCUGUACACAAUGCAUGAAAUUUUGAAAAGGGGAUACAUUAAAUUAUUAUGAUUUAGUAUUUAAUAACCCUUAAUCGAUGUAAAGAGCAUUCGAAAAGAAGAUGCAGCCGAUUCAAUGUAUGCAUCUACUCAUAUUGUGGGAAUCAGCCGUCUAUACCACGUGAUAAAGAUUAAUCUCAGUCAAGUAUUG
Strongylocentrotus purpuratus (purple sea urchin) is the source of this 2550-nucleotide messenger RNA. RefSeq names its product cytoglobin-1-like. The record is from RefSeq and is a predicted model, not a curated record. Lineage: Eukaryota; Metazoa; Echinodermata; Echinoidea; Camarodonta; Strongylocentrotidae. The transcript has 5 exons. Gene Ontology annotation, molecular function: oxygen binding; heme binding. The coding region runs from base 52 to 648 and encodes 198 amino acids.